Messenger RNA from Amphiprion ocellaris (clown anemonefish), 8716 nucleotides. It is a transcript of the gene map2k7, whose product is annotated as mitogen-activated protein kinase kinase 7. The record is from RefSeq and is a predicted model, not a curated record. The coding region runs from base 71 to 1390 and encodes 439 amino acids. Lineage: Eukaryota; Metazoa; Chordata; Actinopteri; Pomacentridae. Gene Ontology annotation, biological process: protein phosphorylation. Gene Ontology annotation, molecular function: ATP binding; protein kinase activity. The transcript is spliced from 12 exons.
UGCUGGCCUGCCUGCCAGAGAGGGGAGUCGAGAGCUCUGCUGGGAACUACAUGGUGCUCAAUUUUUCAAGAUGUCGUCGCUGGAACAGAGGCUGUCGCGAAUCGAGGAGAAAUUAAAGCAGGAAAAUGAAGAAGCUCGCCGGAGAAUCGACCUGAACAUCGACAUGAGUCCGCAGCGAUCACGUCCGAGGCCGAUCAUCGUGAUCCAGCUCAGUCCUGCUCCAGCCCCUUCCCAGCGUGCAGCGCUCCAGCUGCCCCUGGCCAACGAUGGAGGCAGCCGCUCAUCAUCUUCAGAGAGCUCGCCUCAGCACCACCCCUACCCCAGCCGCCCACGACACAUGCUCACCCUGCCCACGCCUCCGUACGGCCUACAGAAGAGCCUAGAGAAUGCAGAGAUCGACCAGAAAUUGCAGGAGAUCAUGAAACAGACGGGUUAUCUAAAGAUCGACGGUCAGCGGUAUCCAGCCGAGGUAACAGACCUGAUCAGUGAGGGCGAGAUCGGCAGCGGGACUUGUGGACAGGUCUUCAAAGUGCGAUUCAAGAAGACAGGCCAUGUCAUUGCUGUGAAACAAAUGCGUCGUACAGGAAACAAGGACGAGAACAAGAGGAUCCUGAUGGACCUGGAUGUGGUCCUGAAGAGUCAUGACUGUCCUUACAUCAUCCAAUGCUACGGCGCCAUAGUGACCAACACGGAUGUAUUCAUUGCCAUGGAGCUGAUGGGAACGUGUGCUGAGAAGCUGAAGAAGAGAAUUCAGGGCCCCAUCCCAGAGCGAAUCCUUGGAAAGAUGACCGUGGCAAUUGUGAAAGCUUUGUUGUACCUGAAAGAGAAACACGGUGUCAUCCACCGGGACGUCAAACCCUCCAACAUCCUCUUGGACGCUAAAGGUCAGAUCAAACUGUGCGACUUCGGCAUCAGCGGACGCCUCGUCGACUCCAAGGCUAAGACUCGCAGUGCUGGCUGUGCUGCCUACAUGGCGCCUGAAAGGAUAGACCCUCCAGAUCCCACCAAACCUGACUAUGAUAUCCGAGCAGACGUGUGGAGCCUCGGCAUCUCUCUGGUGGAGCUGGCUACAGGACAGUUUCCCUACAAAAACUGCAAGACAGACUUUGAGGUUCUGACCAAAGUGCUGCAGGAAGAUCCUCCUCUCCUGCCUCUCAGCAUGGGUUUCUCCCUCGACUUCCAGUCCUUUGUCAAAGAUUGCCUCACAAAGGAUCACAGAAAAAGGCCAAAAUACCAUCAACUGCUGGAGCAUAGUUUCAUCCGGCGUUACGAGGUGCUGGAGGUGGAUGUGGCUGGUUGGUUUCAGACGGUGAUGGAUCGCACCGAGUCGCCUCGCAGCAGCCAGUGUUACAGCCAUCAGCACCAACUCCACUCACUCUUCAGCAGGUAGCCUAGCCUUUUCCAACCCGGCGUUAGCUUAGCCGUACGCUAGACUAGCCUAGCUUUAGCUUUGCCAAGCCCAGACUCAGUCUAUUCUAGUCUAGCUGUUAGCUGCUAUGUCUAGCGCUACACCCAUCCUGCCUGUCCAUCUGUCCACCGGAGAACCUGAAGAGCCCAACAGAGGAGGGAGAGACGGACAUUUAACGGAGGACUCUGCAUGGACAGAUGGAGCGAUGGACAGAGGUGGACCGGUAGAUGGAGGACAGGUAGUUCUGUUUAUUAGCGUAUUGAAUUUGGACAGACAGACAUGGGGAGGAGGGAACAGGAAAAGGUGCCCACUGUAGUUGGCGUCAUUUGUUAUGUUUUGUCACACUAUCAUCACAUCACAGUGUGUGUAACAGCCACACACUUGCAUACAAAAUGUGUGUCUUGUAUGCGCAUCUACAUUUCCUCCGCUUUUCAGUAGUUUUUCACCUAUAUGUCUGUUUCCAGCAUCGAUCCAAGCCAUUGGAUUAGACAACAGAGUAGUCACUACACACUGGAACAAAGCAUCUGCUACUUUAGCAAACACAAAUUGUUCUUGUACUUAAAAGUUAUGGAGGACAAAACGAUGUUUGGUGCAAUUAUGAUUCUUCAGGUGUUUCUACUAUCACACAUUCUCAGGCUGUAUCUAUAUGUAGUUGUGUGUGUGCGCAUAUGAGUGAGCGUUUCGAUGUGUGUACGUAUGGAUAAAUAUCAAGACACACUCACUGGCUGUUUUUAAUAAGUGAGAUUAUAUUUGCUAGUCAUUUAUUCACAUUCACACUACAGCUCUAACACACAAACAAGAACAAAUUAAUCUUGUCGGCUGUGUUUUUAAUAUGUAAGGAUAGUAAUUCUCAUUAAUUUUGGUAUGAAAUGUGUUAAAAUGCCCAACAUUUUAUUUAGCAGCUGCAUAAUUGGAAAAAAUAUUGAAAAAUAAUCACAAAAAAAUUAGUGUUGCAUUGUAGCUUUGUAGAAAAGAAAUUCUGUAUGGGUUUUUAAAAAUGCGUAUUAAGAAUGAGUUGAACUAAAAGAACGUUUUAAGAGAUGGAGGGAGAAAAAGCAUGAGUUAGAAAGCAGGUCAUGAUGGGCUUCAUGACACGAAAAGCAGAAGAGGGGAGUUGUACUCUCACUGAUAACCUUUUGGAAGACUGAAUAACUGUUACAAGUGUGAGAACUGAGAGAAAGGUUGGAGGUAAAAAUGGGAGCAGAGUGCUUUUUCAUUGAGACAGCAAAGAACAGGAGCUUAUCUUGUACAAAGACUAUAAAUGGGGUAGAUCUUACUACCUGUGGAGCAUUUCUUUACUUCACUCUCUGUUCGUCUACCUCUUCCUCUUCGUCCACCUCUCUGUCUGCCUCAGCUGUUUCAUGCGAUGUAGUGCUCCACAGUGUUUCCAGACCAAAGGCUGCGUGUAGGUUGUUGGUGGAGCCCAAGAGAUUUCUGCAAACGUUCAGAAAUUGAAAAUCGACACAGACAAGCAGUUUCUGUGUUUUCAGAGGCUCAAAGAGGGGUGUUAAACUAUUGGCCUGGGGCCUUACAAGAUCCAGCCACUGCCAACAUUUUUAGCAUUGAUUCAAUUAGGCCCAUAAAUCAGUAUGUUUUUUUUCAGUGUAUUUUUAACCAUAUAAAUGUUUCUUACCCUCAGCUUUUAAACAGAAAAGUAAUUACCUGUACACCUAUUUCCUCAUUUAUUUGGUCAGUUUUUAAAUGGUCAGAAAAUUGUAAAAGGAGUCCAGUUUUCAAAGCAAAAUCUACCUGCAAUUCAUUUUAAUAUUAUUUGAGACAAAAAAAGGCAUAUCUUCACUUGACACCUAAUUUUUUGCUUGACAGAUGAAACAAAUAUAUCAAUCUUCUGUACAUUUUGCAGAAUACCUACCUGCAAAUCAAUUCAUCCAGCAAAAGAAUAGUUGAAAUGUUGCUGCAGAUGUUGCUUUUUUCCCACCAUUGUUUAUAACAAGAAAACACUCUUCCCAGUGGCCCCCCGGCAAUUAAAUUUACAGACCCCCAGUUUAGAGGAUUGUUCAGAUUAAACUUGAGUUUGUCAGACUUGAAGAAUCAGACUCACCUGAACCGAUUAGCGUGUGCGAAGCUGCGAUGUAUAGAUGUGUAGAUUGGGACAGACUGUCUAGAGUCCUACUGCCUCCCCUCUUGGAGGGCCACAGCCAAAGCAUGCUAGAUGUGCAGACUCUAACCUGCCACGCUCCGUCACACACCAAACCAAAUCACCGCUAGACACAGAGAACUGAGGAGUGACAACGAUGUAGAGAGGAAACUGUAAAGUAUCAGAGAAAGAGAGAGAGAUCUGGGAAUGUUGUCAAGAUGGCAGAAAAGAUGAGUGGAAAUGAGAUGACAGGAAAAAAGAGAGGAGAGCAUGGAGUGAGGUGUGAAGGAAGAUGGCAAGUAUAAUGAAAGUGGGAUGGCAAGUUAAAGAAAAGUCAAACUGGUUGACAGGAAGUACAUGUGUGAACAAGGAGAGGAAACGGGGAAGGAAAACAUCAGGCCAAGUUUCACAGCACUGCCAAGCUCUGAGACUAGCUGGAUAUUGUAAAAAGCUUUCAUGGUGUUACACCAACGUACCAAUUAUGAUUUUAGCUUGUGAGUUAGUGUGUUGUGUUGAUGAUGUUUACUGUUCUGUUCAAACAAUGUUAUUUAUUUACAUUGCUACUGCUGCUACUUUUUUUUUAUUGCUUUAGACGCUGCUGUCACUUCUUUUCCCCAAAGGACAAAUACUUUAUUCUUGUUCUUUUAAGCCAAAUAAGUGAAAUAAUGCAAUGUCUACACGUGUUACCAAAUACAGGAGAGCAAGUCUGAAGAGAGCAAAAGCAAGUGAGAGCCAGUGAGAUGGAUUAGUAAGGAAGUGCAGGGAGGUCGGCUUCACAAAAGUACUAACUCACGCAAAAUGUAAACACACACCUCACCUCAAGAGAAGCUCUAUGUGUAAUGGAUGUAGGUAAUCAUUUGUAUCCCGACACCGCACUACAACUCUGUACAGUGUAGAUACCAUUAGAGGGGAGAUGUCUGUCUGUCCAGAUGCUCUUCGUCCAUCCAAUGCUCUGUCCGUCCAUCGCUCCGUCUGUCCACAGGUCGCCUGCAAGCUUGACAACCUUGACAGUUCACACCAAAGGUGACCACAACUCAACGAAAAUAGGAAUUGUUAUUGUUCUAUUGUUAUGGAAAUAAUAAUUGAUUACUCUCAGCUAUGAUAUAUAUGAAAUCUCUCUAGUUAGUGGGAGAGGACGUGAGGGCGGGUGCUGUAUUAUAGCAGUACCGUGUAUGUGUCAUAUAGUGUACAGGGGGAGACUGGUGCACUAACACACAACAGGGGCAAUAAAAGCUGCUGGCUUAUCCCUCUGCUCAGACACAUUGUGGGCCUGUGUUCAGCUUUGAGUGGCUUUCUUUGGGUUACCUGGUUUCACUGAGUCACAACACAUUAGCUGCCCCGGAUAAACCGUAUCGCACAGUUGGGUGUCGGCUGACUCUUGGUUUACUGAUCCAACUGAGAGUGUGAGAGGACAAACUCAAUAGAAUAAGUAAGCAUAGGGCUAGAAAUUAAUGUUUGUAGCAGCUUAGACUUGCAUAUUCAUUAGAGCAGUACUAGAAGCAGAGAGAUCCUACUCCGUAUUUGGGAUCAAGUUAUUCUGGGCUGUUUUUCAAGCCAUAGAAAGCUUCCUCCAGUACCAUCAAAAUAAUAAUUCUCAUGAAACUGAACUUCAUCUGCAAAAUCUUAGUUUUCCACUUUAUUUCAGAUUACAUUCGAUAUUCUCACAUGUUCAUUUCCUACUAAAAAACUGUGAAAAUGAUGACAUACCCUUCAAAUUGAGGUGACAGUGUGGAUUUAGACUGUAGAAGCCAUCUGUACAGUUAUUUUUAUUGUAAAUUCUGCUUUAUUGCCAUGUUGGUACACCACGUUAGCCAUGCUGCGUAGGUUCCCAUCAGCCCCAGUUGAUAGUAGACCAACUUUGUGAUCAAGAAUAACCUGAGUUAUUCCCAAAGACAGCUCACGUCUCUUCAUAAUGCAGGCCCCUGAGCAGAUGAGACGUCGAGUUGGCAGACCUCCGUUAGCUCAGCCUUUGUCUGGUUCUAAUCUUGAGACCAGAUGUGACCUGGAACUGAUUUAAAAGCCACGGUUAACCUUCACCACUGAACAGGCUUUUCCUGUUCGUGUAAACUGUCCAGAUGACAGGGUUCAGGGCUUCUCGUGACAGAUCUGCUCUGCCUCCCUGAUAAAACUCUUGUAAAUAGACCUGAAUCUGGUGCUCGGCAUCCGUCAGCUGCUCUGCUCCACCAGCGCAGCCUCAGAUGUCCUCAUUGGUGCAGUUUCAAAUAAACUCGCUGUAGGAGACGGUGCACUCUCACUACGACAUUCGCCGUUCAAACUCUUGUGUGUGUGUCUCGGCUAACUCGUGUCCACAGCUGGACCCAGUCUCCCACUGUUGAGGUUCUCUGUUAUUAAGCUGAUGUGUAUUUUCUGAACACACGCACACACUCGCUCGACCGUGCUGUUAGUGUGCAUUUCCUUUCUAACGCCUGACUGGGUGACGGCACCACGCUACACCUCGGCCAGACCAAUCAGUCAGGUGUACGUCUGAUGGUGUUUGUGUGUGUGACGGACAAAAUGUCUGAGUGCUAGUCCACACACACCCCAAAUGUACAAAGUUAUCAUUCUACACAGCAAUGCUGGCUACUGCCGACAGCGGCUCUAUGUGUAUAUUAGCUAUUCAGGUGCGAGGCCAGCGGUGUGUAGAGACAGCUAGUCCAUAGCUCGCACCUGCGCUGCACCUGGGCACCGAGCGAGAGUGCGUGUGUGUGUGUGUCAUAACCCCAUCUGUAAGUAAACCAAAUAUCAUUUUCACUAUGCAGUCAUUCAAACCAUGUCAGCUUGCUUCAGCAGAGGAAAAAAUAGAAGCCUCCUGUACAUACACAGAUUUAAAGUGGAGCGAGCGACGGUGCGUUUUCCUUUCGGAGCCCCUCCCAGUGUGAUUUUAACAUCGCCGCCUUCAGCUAGUUCACAGAGGAACAGACAGAGCAAGAGAUAUGUUUUGAAUGAGCUGACAAAUAUUUAAGGAUUGUAUUGGGGUCGGGGAGGGACGGGGGUUAGACCUGGGGUUUGUAGUUUUGGGGGAGAUACAGAUCAAUGCUGUAAAGUAUAUCAAUUGCAUGUUAUUGUCACCGCUGUAACUGCCAUUGUUUUGUUUUCUGUUUGUUUUGUUUUCUUCCAAGACAAUGGUUGGUUGGGACGGGGAUGCACAGAACUUUAUCCUUAUUUAUGAUUUUUACACAUAUAGUCUGUAUUUUUGUUUUGGUUUUUUUUUUGCAAAAAAAAAUGUUGAAUUAUUGUGUACUUAGGAAAAGACACACUUCUUUGCCUUUUUUUAAAUGUUCUCUGUCAACUUUGCAAUAUACUUUUUUCACUUUGGACCCAUCACUAGUUGUUGAGGAGGAAGAGGAGGAGCUGUAUCUUUAUUAGCAGACAGUGUUUGUUAGAAAAUAAUGUCUCGACGUCCUGUUUUCCCCCUUUUUGUUCAUGUGCCGUGUGUCGUUCUUUUCAGUUAGCUGUGUGAGCGUGCAGAGAGUGUGUGUGAUGUUUAUUCGUCUACCAAAAGUCUUUAUUGAUGGUGAUUAUUAUUAGCUUUUAUUUUUGUCCAUUUGUUUUUAUUAUUAUGAUUACUAUGAUUACUGUUUUUAUUAUUACUGUUGCUAUUAUUAUUAUUAUUAUUAUUAUUCAGGGCAAAGAUGACACCAAAUUGAACAAAGAAAUAAGAGGGUGAUCCCAGACAGACGGAGCUAAAGGUUUAUUUUCCUGGCGAGGUGGUUUUUCUCACCGUUACGCUGUAGUGUCUGUCCACCUUUUAUUCAAACCGCCACAUAAAGAUAACCUCUGAGCUGAAAGUCUAAUAGUAUUUUUUUUUUUAUUAUUGUUAUUGUAUGUUGUUUUCCUUUGAUCAGAUAUCAUGAUCAAUUUAUUUCUUGUUACCCCAGUUUGGGUCAUAAAUUGUGUGCUGUUAUUUUUUCCCCCACCUUCAUCCCUGCCCUCUGCUUUUGGAGUUUAUUUUUUAUUCUGUUUUAUUUUCUGAUUCUUAUUUUUUAUUCUUUCUGGUUUGAUUGAUGCUGUAGUAGUGAGCUGAUGGUCAAAUACCAGAGCUUUUUGUUUUGUUUUCUAAUGCUGAGACUGUUGUGACUGAUGUUGCACUUGUGAUGGGUUUUAUUUUUGUUUUGUUUUGUGUUGCAGAUUGUUGUGCAGAGAGGAGAAUAUUGGGUGUUUUCCUUAUUUUCUUAAAGUCACAGCAGUUAUUUUGUCAAUCAUAUAAAUCUGUGACACAGAGCAAGAAAAUGAUUCAACAGUGUAUUUUUCUCACUGGUAUUUAUUUAUUGGUCAUUUGUAUGUUUUUUUUGUUUGUUUUUUAUUAUUUGUUUUUAUGUGUAUUGCUUUUUUGUUGAGGGCAAACAGGACUCAAGGUAGAGGAGUAGUCUCUCAUUGGCAUUUUACCAUUUUACCAUCGUGUACAGAAAGCAAAAUAUUGUAUCCAGUCAUCACACUAACAUGAAACAGUCUAUUUAGUAGAUUAACAGGUAAAAAUAGCAACCAGCAGCGCAGUAAAGUGCACUGUUUCUGACUUUGCUGCGACUUCCUGACGUCGUCCGUUAUUUUGUUUACUGUUUACCCUCUCAGAAGGCCCCGACAAACACAUCGUGGUGUAUUUGACUCUUGUGCUCGGCUAAUAACUCACAGUUAAAGCUUGUAUUGUUUGGAUGGUUUUUAAUCAGUAAGUACUGAAUGCCACCCACGACAGACUUUUUUUUUUCUUUUCUUUUUUUUUUUUUUAAGUUUUCGGUGUUUCAGCUGAUGAUAACUACUAUGAUAGUGGACUGAUUGGCUUGUUAUUAACCUGCACUUCCUGACAGCGAGGUGGGACACGCCUGCUUUGGAUUAUCAUUGAGGUUUGUUUGCUUGGUCUUUCUAAAAGCCGUUGUCAGUCUAGAUUGCAUGACUUUGUUGGUUUGCAGGGUGGGAGCGGGGGGAGGACUGACUUCAGUCACCGCUGUCGCAGUUCAAAAGCUUCUUGUAUGUACGACACACCCUUGGUUUAUAUUGUCCUGACGGUUGUAUCAGUUGACACAGCUUUACUGCCCGUUCCUUUUUAAUUGUUUUGUUUGGGGUUUUUUGGCUGUAUUUUAUCCCUCCCCCCUCCCCAGUCUCAUUUCAAACAGAAUAAAUGCCAUUAUAUUGUGAAUACCUCAGGAUUUUUUUGGAGAAAAAAAUAAUAAAACACUUAAAAAUCAAAUAAAUAAAUAAACAAAAAACUCAUAAAACAA